AUGCUUAACUCUCACACUGAUGUUGUUCCAGUGUUGAUGACACUCGUAGAACAAGACCCAAGUCUACCAUCACUGCUGCUUAACUCUCACACUGAUGUUGUUCCAGUGUUUCCUGAACACUGGAAAUACGAACCAUUCAGUGGUGAUAAAGACGACAAUGGUGAUAUAUAUGGUCGUGGUACACAAGAUAUGAAGUGUGUUGGAAUACAGUAUUUGGAAGCUCUUAAAAGUCUUAGCAAAGAUGGACAUGAGUUUCUCAGGACAAUUUACAUUUCAUUUAUGCCAGAUGAGGAGACUGGUGGACAUGACGGUAUGAAGAACUUUGUGAAGAGUGACGUCUUCAAGAAGAUGAAUGUUGGCUUCGCUCUUGACGAGGGAUACGCCAACCCAACUGACAACUUCUAUGUCAUUUAUGGGGAAAAAACAGUGUUAUGUAAGUGA
Molecule: messenger RNA, 441 nt
Organism: Cherax quadricarinatus
Lineage: Eukaryota; Metazoa; Arthropoda; Malacostraca; Decapoda; Parastacidae
Source: RefSeq, a predicted model, not a curated record